Molecule: messenger RNA, 720 nt
Organism: Parnassius apollo (apollo)
Lineage: Eukaryota; Metazoa; Arthropoda; Insecta; Lepidoptera; Papilionidae
Source: the annotation of a GenBank genome assembly
AUGGAAAUUCACAGCUCAGCGCCAGGUUUAGAAAGCUCUUUAGUACCUGGCACAUCAAUGCAAGAUAAUUCACCUCCACCAGCAACGGCGCCACCAAAAACUUCUAGCUCAAUCAAUUGUCCAGGCUCUGAUCCAUUAGUGGAAAUUGUUUCAACAGCACUUGGCCCAAUAUAUUCACCAGUUCCUAGCACAUCACUUCAAGUUGAUUUAUCAGUCUCUAGUCUUGAUAUUCUGUCGAAACUAAUCAAGUUACCAGAGAAAACCAAUACCCACAAUACGAGACAAGGUCGCAAGAAGCAGCAUGCAUCAAUUUUAACAUCUACACCAAUAAAAGAAAGCCUAAUAGAAAAAGAAAAUAAGAAAAAGAAAACAGUCUGCCCACCCAAAGAUAAAGAUGGGGGAAAGGGAAAAAAUAUUACUAUGGACAAGGGCAAGGGCCACGGAAAGAAGACGAAAGUGCCGGAAAAGGGGACCAAAAGAGUAAAGAGAAAGGUUCUCCAGAAAUCAAACGAUACCUCUGUAUCAGACGUGGGCACAGAUGAUUUGUGUCAAGAUGAUGAACUAGAUGAUGCUGACGGCGAAGGAAAUGUAUGCUUAAUCUGCAACGAAUUUGGCAAAAAUAAUGAGGUUUGGUACAGGUGCACCUCAUGUGGUUUACGCGCUCACGCAGAUUGUACUGGGUGGGAGUCUACCAAGGACUAUAUUUGCGAUUAUUGCUAG